UACAAAGGAAAGAAAAUAAAUGAGAAAAGAAGACUAAAGGUUUCUUCAUCGACAUGGUAAAGUAGUACUACUAAUAUGGAACCUUCUCCAUUAUUAUUAGCUUACUUUACCAUCUCCCAGUAGAUUUAGACGGAGGAGAAAGAGACAAAGGGCGAUGACUACGGCGGAGACAGAGUACUCAAAGGCCAAAACAUCUGUUUGGUGGGAUAUAGAAAACUGUGAGGUCCCUAAAGGAUGGGAUGCACAUGCAAUUGCUCAGAAUGUGAGUUCUGCUUUGUUGAAUAUGAACUACGGUGGUCCUGUCUCAAUCUCUGCGUAUGGAGACACUAAUCUGAUCCCUCACCCUGUUCAGCAAGCCCUCUCUUCUACUGGUGUUGGUCUUCAUCACGUCCCUGCAGGAGUGAAAGAUGCGAGUGAUAAGAAGAUACUAGUAGAUAUGUUGUUGUGGGCUGUAGACAACCCUGCACCAGCCAACUUCAUGCUCAUCUCUGGUGAUAGAGACUUCUCAAAUGCUCUUCACCAGCUGAGUAUGAGGAGAUACACUAUUCUCCUAGCUCAACCUCCACGUGCCUCUGCUCCACUUGUUGCUGCUGCAAAAAAUGUAUGGCUCUGGACAAGUUUAGCAUCUGGUGGUCCUCCUCUUACAAGUGGUGAAUCCUCCAGGCUUGUUAACAAUGGACGUGGUCUUGUUUCUAAUAAUGAAACAUCAAAAGAUUCAGUUUCUGAACAAGCUCAGUCUAGCAAACCUACUGGCUCAACCUCUGUCGUUGGAGAUACUAAGGAUCACAAAGCCAGAGAAAACCAUGUUCCGAGAGUAGUAUUACCUCAGGAUAAAAGCAGAGCUGAAUCUGUUACUCUUUCAGAUAGCAUCAAAAAUGUAGCUGCGCAACACUCAGAUAAAAGACAUACAUCUCAGGCUGCUUCUGUACCCAAUCAGAAAACUCAGGCCAGCAAUAAAGCCAAAAUUGUACAGGAAGCUAAGCUUUUGGAACCUGUAUUGUGCAGUGUUUGCCAGAUCAGUUGCGCCAGUAAGGAUGCAUAUAAAAUGCAUACCUAUGGUAAAAGACACAGAAACAACUUGGAGAUGCAAUCAGGUAAGUCUGAAACCAUGCCGCGUGGGCCUGUUGGGGUCUCUAAAGAGGUUCUUGAGAAACAGAAGAAUAAUAAGAACGCUAGUGAACCAAAAGGUGACUUUCAUUGUCGUUUGUGCAAUGUGACAUGUCAGAGACAAGUGGUUUUUGAUUCUCAUCUGAGGGGUCAGAAGCAUGCUGCUGCCAUACUGAGUCAAUCAGAGGCACUCAUUGAUUCUAAGAAGCUUGAAGAGAAAGUUUACAGAGAAAAGGAUCAACCAAAAGAAGCUGUUGCAGAGCCUAAACCAAAUGCUAACUAUCAUUGUCGUUUGUGCAAUGUGACAUGCCAGAGUCAAGUUGUCUUUGAUUCUCAUCUAAGGGGUCAGAAGCACACUUCCAUGCUGAGUCAAUCAAAGGAACUCAUUGGUUCUAAGAAGAUUCAAGAGAAAGGUCUCGUAGAAAAAGAUGGAGCAAGAGAAACAAUUGCAGAGCCUAAACCAAACACUGUCUACGUUUGUAGUUUGUGCAAUGUGACAUGCCAAAGUCAAAUAGUUUUUGAUUCUCAUCUAAGAGGUCAGAAGCAUGUUGCCAUGCUGAGUCAAUCUGAGGCACUCCUUGAUUCUAAGAAGCUUCAAGAGAAAGGAGUUGGGAAAAAGGAUCAACCAAGAGAAACAAUUGCACAGCCUCUGUUGCAGUCUCAACACGCCCAAGAGAAUAGCAAGUGCUCUGAGAAGCAUGUUGCCUCAGUAACUCAAGCGGAGUUACUUGUUAAUUCUUGGAUGCUUGAAGAGAAAGUUGUCCAAGAAACGUUUCUACCAAUAGAAACAAUUGCAGAGCCUCAGUCACAGUUUCAAAACAGUCAAGAGGCCACCAAGUUCUUUGAGAAGCCAAACGUUGAGUUCAAAGAGGUAUAUAGCACCUCAAAAAGCUGUGUAAAAGAAAAAAGUUCAAGUACUAAAGAGUGGGUAGAUACUGUUUUCUUCGGUGAUUUUGGAGCAUCAGAGAAAGCAAGAGAAUGUUUUGAUGGCACUGUCAAGCCUGUAAACCUGUCUGAAAGAGCAACUGAGAAGGGAAAGGAUGAGCUGCAGCAAAAGCAAACUACGCCUGGCCUUGUAGUCAGUGAUGGUGCUAAGUCCCGCGUUAUAACAAAGGAACCAGAAGUCUUGCAGCCAGUGUGGUGCCAAGUCUGUCAGAUGAGCUGCAGCAGCAAGGUUGCAUAUGCAAAUCACACAUAUGGGAAAAAACACAGGCAGGCGUUGGAGUUGCAAUAUGCCAAGAAUGAGAACAUGUCUAAGGAACAAGCCAACCUUUCUAUAGAGAAUGCAGAGAGGACGAACAACGUAUUGAGAAAAAACCAAACCGCCUUUGAUUAUCAGAACCAUGCUGCCAUGAUCAAGGAGCAAACAGAGAAGGCAUUUGUUGAUUCACAGAGAACUCGCCAAAGAGCAAUGGAACAUCCAUUGGGCAAAGCAGAGGCAACAAAGGAGCACACACUUGUAAAGACCGAGGAUAAAGAGGAAGUGAAGGAGAUAAACGCCAUAUCUCAGAACCUAACGCGUGCCUACACUGGAAUGAGUCAAGAGUCUAGUAUACACAAAGAAUCAAGAGGAUGUUUGGAUGUGGUUCCUGAGAGAUUACAACUUCCAGCAGAUGGGAAUGUGUUCAAGAAGUUUGAAGAUGGGUCCAAGCUUAGACCCCAAUCAAAACCACAGGAACCCUUAAAGGAGUCUGCAGGACUUAAGGAGCAACCCGGAGUGGCUGCCAAGAGGGAAGAUGCUAAGGUCCAAAACUGUACAAUUGUCUGAUUUAAAAACUGUUGUUAAUGGUCAACUAUCACAUUAUAUAUCUAUUGUUAGUUGAUGUUCUAAUGAGAUAAUAUUAACGUUAAGCAAUGAUUUGAAACAAUAAUUAAAACAUAUCCUGCUGUAAAGCUCUCCAAUCGUUUCUCCUAUAGUCAAG
This is a messenger RNA of Eruca vesicaria subsp. sativa (arugula), 3029 nucleotides long. Lineage: Eukaryota; Viridiplantae; Streptophyta; Magnoliopsida; Brassicales; Brassicaceae. The record is from the annotation of a GenBank genome assembly.